This is a messenger RNA of Paramuricea clavata, 3124 nucleotides long. The record is from the annotation of a GenBank genome assembly. NCBI's taxonomy places the organism in Eukaryota, Metazoa, Cnidaria, Anthozoa, Malacalcyonacea, Plexauridae.
AUGGAGACUUGUGAAGUACUGGAUGCUGGGUUACAGGAACAAUUCGAUGAUAAUCACGGUCAAGAUACCGAUGAACCAAUAGAAGAACCAGCAACUCGUACAGACACUGCCGAGACCGAAGACCCAACAGAGGAAGCCGUGCUUCGACGGUCAGUUCGGACGCGACGGCCUAACAUGCUAAAUUACGAUGCAGAAUUUCCGACAGAAUUUCCGCCUUACUUGUCAAGUGUACAGACGGUAAACGAAGGAUUGUUCCCUCCACAAGAGAUGUUGUUCCCUUUUUCCUCCAUAUCCUAGUAUGCCUAUGUUUUACCCUCAACCUUCUCCCAAUCAUUUUUACCCUCAACCUCUUCCCAAUCAUUUUUACCCUCAACGUUUUCCCACUAAUUACCUACCCUUUCCACAACCGAUUCCCCAUAUUUCUACUCCACCUUUGUACUGGCAACCACCCGUCUACUACGGCGGUCCAAGCUGUGCAUAUGCAUAAUAGAUGGUUUAUCAGAUACUUUAGUUAAUAUUUUAGGUAUUUAUGGAAAAAAAAAAGAAUUGAACUUGUGAUGCUGCAUAAAAGAUGCAAAGAAAAAAAUUAAGAGUCUCUGAACUGUAUUGAACAAGGACGGCGCUAGUAGUAACAAUUAAAAGUAUAAAUAACAGAUAAAAGUAUGCGGGUUUCGUUGGAAUAGCGUGCGGAUGGACACACUUAAAGUGGGGGAGAGUGUGAGGGGUAUAGCCGUUUCGGGGUUUUAAAGUACUACCCCUCCCCCCUUUAGUUUAGUUUAGCUUAGUUCCGUUGUGUCACAUGACCGGAAGUGAAGAGAGCGGCAUGCUCGAAGUUGAAAACGAUAGCCUUUGGGUGAAUAUUUAGUUUUAUAUUUUAAAGCGAAAUUAUGUGAAUAAAACAAGUUUAAUUUAACUUUCUGUCUUUCUUUACCGGUGUUACUAUUCGAUAGGAACACGGGUUACAUUUGAGAAAAGCUAACUGCGACUUUGCAGCACUUCGUAAUGGGGCUAUUUAAAAAUUUUGAUUAAAGAAUAAACGAUUAUAUAAAACAAUAAAUUCUAAGUGGAGUAUAGAAUCGUCUUUACUAUGGCUGACGAACUGGCCCAAGAAAUGUUAUCAUCUCGAUAAAAUGUUUUAAUCUCCACGGGACAGCUAUUCUCAUUAGCCAUAAAAGUUAAGAAAACCGGAUGAAAAAAUAGCCCAGAAAGACUGGGGACAAUAGCGUAAGAGGUCACGUUCCCUUGGGGACCUUACAUGUGCAGAAACUUGGAUAGUUUAAUCUUACCAAGCUAGUACGUGAAGAAGGCACGAUCCAGACAAGCAAGGGAAGAGAAGAACGAAAAAGAUUCAACAACAUUGUUUCGCCUACAGCCCAUAGCUACUUGCUUCCGAACGUCGAAAUCUUAGAGUUCUGGCCCAAAGACAAGCACCGGCCGACGUUCCACCUCCGCAAGUUCCGCCGGUGGUGGUGGUUUCGGAUGCUCAUGUUGGCGAGCAGAGUGCUGAGCCUCAACCGCUGCUACAAGAUAUUGCAGAGCAGCCAGUGGCAGUUUGUAUUUUUGGUUUGUUAUAUCACUGUAGUUUCAUGGUAGUGCUGGUAUUUGUAUGCCGUAGCAGUGUUUUUCCAUAUUGUUGUUCGUUAUGAUUCCCCUAUUCUCAAUUGAAUUCCUUUGUUUCUACGCCCCCAUUACCUGAGUGUUAUUUUGUUUGGUCGUGGUCUGUAGGUCAGUUACUGAUUUGCUUGGAAGGUAUUUCUCGUUCGCCACGCGUAUAGGUUUGUUUUGGAAGGUUUUUCUUGCAUUUAUGCAGCCUUUGGGCGUUUUUCCUGUCGUCUUUGCUCGCCUAGUUUUAUUUUCAUUUGUUAAAUCUGCGAUCAGGCAAUUUGCGAGCUUGGGGGUGCUUAUUUGUAAGAGGUUUUCUGCUGUUGGUGUUGGUGUUGGUUUAGUCUUUGUGUUUCUACGCCUCAUUACCUGUUUUAUGAGGCUCUUGGGCGCAUUUUUUAGUGUUAUUUUGUUUGGUCGUGGUCUGUAGGCUUACUGAUUUGCCUGGGAGGUAUUUCUCGUUUGCCACGCGUAUUGCGGUCUUUGGGGUUUUUUCCUGUCUUUUGCUCGCCUAGUUUUAUUUUCAUUUGUUAAAUCUGCGAUUAGGCAAAUCGCGAGCUUGGGGGUGCAUGCGUAUUUGUGCGAGGUUUUCUGCUCUUGGUGUAGUCUUUGCGUGGAUGUCAGCCCACGCCAUAUAUAUGGGGUAUAUUCGCGGCCGUGGGGUUUGAUAAUUUUUGUCUGCAAACGUGUCUGAAUGCUUGAGGGGCACUUGGCAUCGUCGCGGGAAAAGUUCAUCAGAGAUGGAUUAGGGUAUCGCCGGUCAAACGAGUUGUUUGGCGUGAACAUCUUUGUCGACCCGCCUAUUAUGACAUUUUACACAUUCCAUUGUUUAUACGACAAUAUUCCCACGAGUAUUUACCUCCCUUUCAAACGACGUAUACCAUAACAGGUGGGAAAUUUGUCUGAGCAUGCGCGAGUAAAAUGAGUCACGCAAUUGUGUGGAAUACACGCAACGCGUGUUUACAAGGGGAAAGGUCUAUUGCCGUCCGCAAAAUUGUGUUAGAAGCCGAGGGGAAGUUUGGCACUCGAGAACAUGUGCAAAGUUCGGCUGGUGAAUAUUGUCACACGGCAAAUUGUAUACACUGGAUGGUGACGAUUUCCACCUGAGAAAAUAUGUUUUCCUAUGCAGUCCGGUGUUUUUUUCGUUUAGGCGGUACCCCCGAUAGCGGGGACGCUCCUGCAAAAGUUGCAGGCAAAAGGUUCAGGCCCUCGAGACCCUGCAUGCGGCAACGUCCGUCUACACGGUUUGGGGAUGGUCCGUCAGUAUUUGGAUCGUCCAGCGGAGUUAUUCAACGUAUCGGAGGUUUUGGCCCGCAUUGUUUAUCUGUACGGUGUUGCUCGCAAUGCCGGGCACGAGAAGACGACCGAAUUUUGUGCAAUUCUCCACGAGUUAGAGAAGAGGAAACCGCUCUUUUCCGGAGGCCUUUCAGGGCAUUACGGUCGCGCUUUUGGGGGACCCCGCCCAAGUAACAAUAGCGAAACAGAUCACGGGAGUGCUCAAGUCCCAAGCCAAGACAGUUGA